AUGGAGUCGGAUGCACACUCUGUACGUGUUGUUUUGACAGCUGUGGCGCCUCCACCGCCACACCCCCACCUGUCAGAACUUCUACCCAGAGAGCACCGACAGGUACACAGAGAGCCCUCCAGAGACCCACCGGAGGAUCUUGGCGAUGCCUUGCUGGGGAGACAUUCGAAGCUCUAUCAGCGUCGGAAAGAAGUGGAAGCAGAGCUCAAACAAGAGUUCAGCUUGCCAGAAGAGGCGACUGCAGUGCUGCAUGAGUUGAGAUCGAGGCGAUCGACACCGCUUGGGUACCCUCCACCAGUGCCAAAACCGCGUGUGGGCAAGUCCAAGCUUCCGCCCAUUCCGAAGCUGCCCGAGCAGCAUCGUCCGCCGCGCUGGGGGGUUGGAGACGCCUCGGAGAACAUCGCUACAGCGCAGGACCAGGCAGAUGCCCAGACACCAUGGUGGAAGUUGGAACAGGAGAUCUUGGCUAGGCGGAGUUCGGACAGGCAGCUGACAGCUGAACAUGUUGACCAGCGUGACCAAGCGGACGAAGCUGGCGAGGACUUCACCACGUUUGACCGAACCUUGCAAAAGCGCCCUCAGAGUUGGAGAAUGGGCAGACCUGAUCAGCUCAGGAGCCGUGGAGAAAACGUCAGCGUCUUAGACGUCUUUGCUGUGUUAUACGGAGACAUGUGCAGAAAGAGCCGCCAAGUCUUGCAACAUUGGAGAACGGCCCGACAACACCCAAGCGAACACAGCAAAGACUCAAAGAGUCGAUGCAUGGGUCGAGGUCAGACGCUUCAAGAUGACAAUCCACCCACGAAGAACGAGGAAACACACCGGUAA
Molecule: messenger RNA, 825 nt
Organism: Symbiodinium necroappetens
Lineage: Eukaryota; Dinophyceae; Suessiales; Symbiodiniaceae
Source: the annotation of a GenBank genome assembly